UCUUCAAAUACAACGCAUAUUCAUACUCGGCUUAACUUACUUCCCUCUGUAGAUUAUCUGCCAUGGAUCUUCAUCCUCGCACCCCAUUUCCAGGAAAAACCCGGGUUCUGAAAUCAAGAACUGAUGGAAAAGCUUCUGAAGCACCAAAAGUGAAUGUUAAGGAAUCCCAUGUUAACAGGGAAAGAAGGGUUUUCGGAACAGUAAGAAACCAAAAUGCACCGACAAAGCCAGUGACGAGCGAAAAGCCCACCAAAAAGCCCUUUUCUGUGGUUCCUCAAAAACCGGCAAAAAUGCCAAUCAAUGCCACUGCUGUUGAAGAAACCGCUGCAACUCCAAAGAAACCGUCUGAGAAUAAUAAUAAUGUUGUUGCAAGGAGCAAGAAGAAGACCGUGAAUUUUUGCGAAAAGGUUGAGGAAAAUAAGGAUAAGAUAUUGCAGGAGGGUGAUGUUUCAGCAGGAGUUCAAACUCCUCUAAGAUCGCCCUUUUUGAUUAAGCCUAAUGUUGUGGGGACGCCUUACCACAGUGCUGAGAGAUGCAGCAAAUGCAGAUUCGACAAGCUUGAGACAUCCUCGUAUUGGCUCGGUCAAAUCAGAUUAGCUGAGUCCGUUGGGAAGCAUUUUGUUUCUGCUGCUUUCUUCCGAUUGGCUGCUGAAUGCAAAGCAGAGCCAUUUCGAAACACUAAAGUUGAGCUGAAGAAAUAUUUGGGGCGACACGAGUACUUAUCUGGAGAAAAAGAGUGGAAAGAUUUGUCUAUUAGCUAUGGAUUAAUGAAGGAGGAAAGCAACUUCUGCCACAAUAACAAGGAGGAAGAGGCAAUUGAAGGCCACAAUAACAAGGAGGAAGAGGCAAUUGAAGACAGCGGUCACCCCGGAGACACUCGUGAUGAUGAACAAGAGAAGCAAAUCAUGGAACCAGUCGCUGGAGAGCCUGGGAAUGAAUGAGAGGGAGUCUCACUUGUCUAAUGAAAUGCUUAGCAUUUUGUUGUGAAGAGAAGUUUUUACAUUUUAGAUAUUGAAAAAUCUUGCAAGAAAUCAGUAGUAUUAAUGAGGUGUAGUAGUUUUGGUUUUGAUUUCAUUCAGUGGUGCCUUAGCCCGUAUCCAGAAGGGUACUUCAAGAACCUUGUAUUACAUUUACAUGUAGGAAGUGGAUGUUUGUAGAAUCAGAAUCGGAUAGUGGAUAUUGGAUGAUGAUAUGCUAUGCAAGUACUACAAUUUGAUGACA
This is a messenger RNA of Coffea eugenioides, 1221 nucleotides long. RefSeq lists its product as uncharacterized. The record is from RefSeq and is a predicted model, not a curated record. The transcript has 4 exons. NCBI's taxonomy places the organism in Eukaryota, Viridiplantae, Streptophyta, Magnoliopsida, Gentianales, Rubiaceae. Bases 63 to 941 code for a protein of 292 amino acids.